Messenger RNA from Rattus norvegicus (Norway rat), 6101 nucleotides. NCBI's taxonomy places the organism in Eukaryota, Metazoa, Chordata, Mammalia, Rodentia, Muridae. The record is from RefSeq and is a predicted model, not a curated record.
UGGUGAUGAUGAUGGUGGUGGUGGUGGUGGUGAUGGUGAUGAUGGUGAUGAUGGUGAUGAUGAUGGUGGUGGUGGUGAUGAUGAUGAUGAUGGAGGUCUGUCUUUGCAUUUUACUCUAUGUGAGAUUGGUUGCCAUGAUCCUAAGUUUCCCUGGGAAACUGAGUAACACAAUAAUUUCCUCACAUCAAUACUAAUUAUGAAAUGUUAAAGGAAAAGGUUCAUAAAUAAUCAAUGUUCUCUUGAUAUGAAGAGUAUAUGGACUUUAAUGAUCAUACACAUAGCUUUGUAAUUUAGGGGUAAAGUUUCAGGGGGUUAGGUGGCCUUGGAUUAAACUGAUUUGAGAGAGAAACUCUGCGUCACUUUCUAAGUACCUAGCACCUAAGCAGUGCCAGUUUUUUUUUUUUUUCAUCAUUUGAUUGGCGUUUGAAUUUAUUUGAAAAAAAGAAAGAAAGAAAGAAAAGGAAAAUUGAGUUGAAGAUGUAUGAUGAGCUGAAUUGCCUUGCCAGAUGUUGGGAGAGAUGGCUGAUGGCAGCUACUGUCUAGUGGGAGCACUCUAACGUCAUCAGGAGCACCCGUGUUGCCCCACCUUUGUCACUCCUGGGGCCCAGAAGCAAAGAAGUGUAGUCAUAGGCAGCGACGGUGCAAUCUCAGAGGAUGUGCUUUCCUGCACCAGAACAGGAAGACGUUAAAAACAGAGAGCAUGGAUGAAGCUACCGGAAAAACAAAACAAAACAACCACAAAACCCCCACGGACAGUAUAUAAGUUUGACAUUCGAAUAACAACAAUCCUUGGGAGACAGUACAGCAUCGUGAGCCUCAUAUGCCUGGGUACAGAAAGUAUGAAAUCUCAGAUUCUGCUAGAAAACAUAAAAAAAAUGAUAGAAUAAUGGUUGAAGGAAAUUUGGGUAAUAGAAAACUCUUAGAAUUUAACAAGAAUAUUAAUUACAAAGCUUUAGUCACUGUCCUUAGAAAAAUCCUGGUUAUUUCUGUCAGGUAGAGUUAAAGCUGAUGAAAGGGUGUAAUGAUGAAAAAUGGGAGACAUUGAAUCAAAACAAGAUUCUGACAUCAGUCUUGUGUACCUGUGUAGCUACUGUGUUUCAGAUUACAAGAAAAUAUUAAAAUCUUACAAAUUCCAGAAGAAAGUUUUUUUUUCCAUUGUGAGAUCACUGAAGUUAGGGUAAACACAAGGAUUAAGAAAGAAACUUCUUGGAAAAUGCUCCUGGGGGGAGAUGGCCUGAAAUGGAUAAAAUACAUCAGAUUUCUGCUGCGGGAAAUAGUGGGAAUGAGUCAGGAGUAAGAGAACUGCUGAGAAGGAUAGUGCAGAAAGAAAACUGGUUUUCUACCUUCCUGGAUGUUCUUCGCCAAACUGGAAACGAUGCGCUAGUCCAAGAGCUAACAGGUGUGAGCUGCCCAGAAGAGAGCACAGACUUGGAUAACGCAUCUCACAAAGACAGGCCUGCAGCUAACGAGCCCCUUCUGCCCGCCAUCGAUGCAUUAAGUCUGGAGACAGAGGCCUGGACCAUAGAGGACACCUCACCAGAGGCUUCCUUUGCAGAUUCUUCUGUGACCACAGAAUCAGACACAAGUUUGGCAGAAGGAAGUGUCAGCUGCUUCGAUGAAAGUCUUGGACAUAACAGCAACAUGGGCAGGGAUUCAGGCACCAUGGGAAGUGAUUCAGAUGAAGAUACCAUCAUGGGGACAAAAAGAGCAUCCCCCAAGCCAGAACUGCAGCUCAGGCCUUACCAAAUGGAAGUGGCCCAGCCUGCCCUGGAUGGGAAGAAUAUUAUUAUCUGCCUCCCCACGGGGAGCGGGAAAACCAGAGUGGCAGUUUACAUCACCAAAGAUCACUUAGACAAGAAGAAGCAGGCGUGUGAAUCCGGGAAGGUUAUCGUCCUUGUCAAUAAGGUAAUGUUAGCAGAACAACUUUUCCGCAAAGAGUUCAACCCGUUCUUGAAGAAAUGGUAUCGCAUUAUUGGAUUAAGCGGCGAUACCCAGCUGAAAAUAUCUUUUCCAGAAGUUGUCAAAUCUUACGAUGUUAUUAUCAGCACAGCUCAAAUCCUUGAAAACUCCCUCUUAAAUCUGGAGAGUGGGGAAGAUGAUGGUGUGCAGCUGUCAGACUUUUCCCUUAUUAUCAUUGACGAGUGUCAUCAUACCAACAAGGAGGCAGUCUAUAACAACAUCAUGAGACGGUAUUUGAAGCAGAAGUUGAAAAACCAUAAACUCAAGAAACAAAACAAACCAACAAUUCACCUGCCUCAGAUACUAGGACUGACAGCUUCACCGGGUGUUGGAGCAGCCAAAAAGCAAUCUGAGGCUGAAAAACAUAUUUUAAAUAUAUGUGCCAAUCUCGAUGCCUUUACCAUUAAAACAGUGAAAGAGAAUCUCAGUCAACUCAAACACCAAAUAAAGGAACCAUGCAAGAAGUUUGUGAUUGCUGAUGACACCAGAGAGAAUCCAUUUAAAGAGAAACUUCUAGAAAUUAUGGCAAGCAUUCAAACUUACUGCCAAAAGAGUCCAUUGUCAGAUUUUGGAACCCAACAUUAUGAGCAGUGGGCUAUUCAAAUGGAAAAAAAAGCUGCUAAAGACGGAAAUCGCAGAGAUCGUGUCUGUGCAGAACAUUUGAGGAAGUACAACGAAGCCCUACAAAUCAAUGACACGAUCCGAAUGAUUGACGCGUACAGCCACCUGGAAACGUUCUACACCGACGAGAAAGAAAAGAAGUUUGCAGCCCUCAAUGACAGCGAUGAGAGUGACGACGACGAGGCCAGCAGUUGCCAUGACCAACUUAAGGGCAAUGUAAAGAAAUCUUUGAAACUGGACGAAACGGAUGAAUUUCUCAUGAAUUUGUUCUUCGAUAACAAGAAAAUGUUGAAAAAACUAGCUGAAAACCCAAAGUACGAGAACGAAAAACUCAUUAAAUUAAGAAACACGAUCCUGGAACAGUUCACAAGGUCUGAGGAGUCCUCCCGAGGAAUUAUUUUCACAAAAACGCGGCAGAGCACCUAUGCGCUUUCCCAGUGGAUUAUGGAGAAUGAAAAGUUUGCGGAAGUUGGAGUCAAAGCGCAUCACCUGAUUGGCGCGGGACACAGCAGCGAGGUCAAGCCCAUGACUCAGACUGAACAAAAAGAAGUCAUUAGUAAAUUUCGCACUGGGGAAAUAAAUCUGCUUAUCGCUACUACGGUGGCAGAGGAAGGCCUGGAUAUCAAAGAAUGCAAUAUCGUUAUCCGGUAUGGCCUUGUCACGAACGAGAUAGCCAUGGUCCAGGCCCGGGGUCGAGCUAGAGCCGAUGAGAGCACCUACGUCCUGGUUACCAGCAGUGGCUCGGGAGUUACUGAACGGGAGAUUGUUAAUGAUUUCCGAGAGAAGAUGAUGUAUAAAGCUAUUAACCGUGUUCAAAAUAUGAAACCAGAGGAGUAUGCACAUAAGAUUUUGGAAUUACAAGUGCAAAGUAUCUUGGAAAAGAAGAUGAAAGUCAAGAGAAGUAUUGCGAGGCAGUACAACAGCGAUCCAUCGUUAAUAACACUUCUCUGCAAAAACUGUAGUACGCUGGUCUGCUCAGGAGAAAACAUCCACGUAAUUGAGAAGAUGCAUCAUGUCAACAUGACACCAGAGUUCAAGGGACUCUACAUUGUGAGAGAGAACAAAGCACUACAAAUGAAAUUUGCUGAUUAUCAGACAAAUGGAGAGAUUAUCUGCAAAUGUGGCCAAGCUUGGGGAACAAUGAUGGUGCACAAAGGUUUAGAUUUGCCUUGUCUUAAAAUAAGGAAUUUUGUAGUCAAUUUCAAAAAUAACUCAUCAAAGAAACAGUACAAGAAGUGGGUGGAAUUGCCUAUCAGAUUUCCUGAUCUCGAUUGCUCAGAGUACUGCUUGUAUAGUGAUGAAGACUAGCUCUUGAGUCAUGAAUGUUGUAAAAUUGUUGCCAACUCAGCAUUGAGUUUGAUUUUGAUUGACGUUUUCAUUAACACCACUGAACUAACUCUAGAAUAUGUAAAUGAUGGUUUUGUUUUGCUUUUAGUGAUGUAAAGAAAUACCACAAAAUGCAUACAUGCUAUUGGUUGAUAAAUGUAAUUAUUAAUCAAAAUUGUCAAUUUGAUGAGUUCUAAAUUCACCUGGGUUCAGGGAAUACCAAGGAGGGAUUGAUUGUCUUAAAUUAAUUAAGGAAGUCCUGUCCACUCUGGGUGGUCCCAUUCUCCAGGCUUGGGUCCUGGACUGUAUAAAACUGAGAAAACUACGUGAGCCCACAUUUGCUCUCAUAGCUCUGCUCUUGACUGUGCAAUGCAAUGUGACAAGCUACCUCAAGCUCCUGUGGUUGUGACUUCCGCACAGUAAUGGAUUAUAACCUCAUACCGUGAGCUGCAGUUAAAUCAUUCCUUCCAAAGUUGUUAUGGGCGUUUCAUCACAGCAACAGAAGAGUAACUAAAACAGCAGGGGUAAGGGAAACCUACCAACAGUACUCAUUACUGCAGUGUUCUACAGAAUUAUGAAAAGCACUGGAAUAUAAAUGAGAAUCCAAGGUACUAAUAUCAGUCCUGUCACUAAUUUUUUUUCAGAUUUAUUUACUUUAUGUGUAUGUAUGCUUGGCCCACAUGCAUAUACGUGUGCCAUACUCAUUCCUCGUGCCUCUGGAGGUCUGAGGAAGGUAUCAGAUCCCCUGAGGUUCGAGUUAUGGAUGAUCGUGAGCUGCUACAUGGGUGCUGGGAGUCAAACAUGGGUCCCCUGCAUGAACAACAAGUGCUCUUAACCACUGAACCAUCCCCAAGCUUUUCUGUUGCUAAUUUUCACAAUCAAAUCAUCUCAUCCUUCUUCUCCAGCCCCACUGUGGUGAAAUGUUCAUUACACUAUCUGCUCUGAUUUUAUUGAAACAUUUUAUUUUUUUAAAUAAAACUACUCGUGAUAGCAGCUGUUUUGUAUGCCAAACAUUUAGAUGUAAUUUUCUCACAAGGCUGAAAUCAACAUUUCAGCCAGACUGUUCUGACCCAGAAGCCUUGAAGGAGGAAUCCGUGCUCACUGAUAAUCCAUUUCCUUGCAGCUGUCUGGCUGGGAUCUCUGCCUUUUUGCCACAUCUCCACCAGGAAUUGCUCUCACAUCCUAGGAAUGCUUUAUUCUGUGGCCUCCUCAGGAAGCCCCCACAGACAAUACCAUGUGUUUCUUCAGGGCCAGCAGUAGAAACUCCCAAAGUUUCUAAGGAUUCUCAUGUAACUUAACUAUAGUAAUGGGAACUCAGUGCAUUAUGCUUCGGAUGAGGCAUCUUACUGAUAGGCAGACUUGAUACUUCACCUUGCUUGUCAAUUGAUAAAAGAUCUACAGUUACCUGGGAUAACAUUGGUAAAUGUGAUUAUUAAUCAAAAUUGUCAAUUUGAUGAGUUCUAAAUUCACCUGGGUUCAGGGAAUACACAUGAGGGAUUAGGGUGUCUGGACAUGCCUAUCCCAUGUGGACAGUAGGUCAUGCCCACACUCAAAGCAAGGGGAUAAUUCAGUAUAUCAUGCAUGAACUGACAUGAUUUGGGAAAGAAUCUUGGAAGUCACUUUAUAAUGACUUGUUCGUUUGUUUUUUUGCUAUUAUAAUGUGUAUACAUUGGCAGUCACAUGGACAAACAGGAAGUUUGAUGAGGGAAGCAGCCUUACUAAAGUGCGGCACCGAGCAGAUUUGGUCUUGCUUCUUCUGCUUUCUCGUCUGCAAACACAGUACCAUCCUGGAAUACAACCUAAUCACCUCUUACGAAGAAGGGAGUGAAGACAGAAUGCUUUUGUAGUUUCGAUCUAUUAGUUUAAUUUCAUAUUAAGAUGUCUUGAACCUUUUAUUGAUGAGAACUGAGCCUAAAUGAAUAUAUUACCCAGAACUCUUGGGAAUAUAAACAGACAAAAGAAGAAUUGAUUUCCAUAAAAUACCUUAAGAAUUCCAUGUAAUUCCUUUAAAGUAUUGCCCUAUUCUAAAGAAUUUUGGAAACUACACAGGAAAUCAAAUAUCUAAGAUAUCCAAAGAGACUACUGUAGCAUAUGUAUUCUGUUUUUGAGGCAUCAGCAAAUAUCAGGGUGUUCUUUUGUUUUGUCAACUAUUUUUCUUUAUUUCAAUAAAAAGUUAUUUCUAUUUUAAAAUUAAA